AUGACGGCGGCGGCGGCGGCGGCGGAGGGAGAGUUCCAUUUGGAGGCCCAGGAUGUGAGAACUCAAGAUACCUCUGACAGUGAUUCAGACAGUGGACAAGGCAGCUGUGAAAUGAGCUUCCGGUCCCAGAUAAGCAAGGGAGUUGCAUCCGUUGACGAUGGGGCAGAUUCAGAGGAGGAGAUCUGCACACGUAAGAGAGUCAAAGGCAGGAGGGUGCUUGCUGACAGCAACAGCGAAGGAGAAGACGGUGUCCCCGAGCACCUGAAGGCUGCGCCCAGCGACGUGGACAGCACCAAGGAAAGAUAUAAUUGGCUGGCCGUAAAGGGAAACAAAGGCAAGGCUGGGCUGAAUGGCGAUGACAGCGAUGCUGAGAACCUGUUGCCUCGACUUCCUGAGAGAGAGAAACGGAAGAGGAAGGAAGAGAAGAAGAGGAAGACCACAAGGCAAGCAAGGAAGAAGGGAAAGCCACAAGAACAAAAGGAGAAUGCCGAAGACUUUCCUUUUAAUGACAGUGGGUGUUUGCUGACAGAUAAAGAGCUCUUUGACAAUGGCAUGGAGGAGGAGGAAGAGGUUGGCUUUUCUUUUCAAGUUGAAAAUUUGGAAAUGUCAAUAAACACUGCAGAGACAGUGAAAACAAAAAAACAGAAGCUAUUUUUAGAGAGUGAGGAUUACAAACACGUAAUGGAUGAAAACGAAGAGCUGCUUUUAAAAGAAUCUAGAAAAAGGCUGAAACCAACCAAGUUAACAAAAGAAGAAAACAAGCAGCUCCACAGUGAGAGUCAGCGACUUGUUAGAGAAGCUGCAAUGACACUACCUUAUUACCUGCCAGAGGCCAAAAGUGUGCAGGAAUUCUUCAAGCACAAACCUCGUCCUUCUUUCCAAGGAAGUGCAAUGACUUUGCUGAAAUCAAUGAAAACUCAACCCAACUUAUUCAAAGAAGAGAGCGUGACAGGGAAUCCCAGUGUCGGCUGCCAUAACAAUGGGAAAGAACAGUCUCUCCAGCCAGGAACAUUGGAUCUGCCAAUUUCAGGUUUUGCAAAUCCUUUGGCUGCCGGCAGCUCUCCUGCAGAGGAAACGGAACAUUUGACGGGAGAUUGCUCUGAAGAAGAUAAGCAGAACGAUGAUUUCCAAACAGAAUUUAGGGACGAUCUGAAUUCUGAGAAAGAAGGAGAGCUCAAUGAAGUCCCUGCUGAGUCCAUCAAACCACCGGAGGAGAAACUGGAAGGAGAUAUAGUUGAAGAAAGAGAUGCACAAUCAUUAGAAUUGCCUGUGCUACCCCAAGAACCCAUUCAAGACUUGGAGCCACUGGUGGAAAUUCCUAGCGACAAAAUAAAAAAGGCCAGAUUGGAUCGGCUACGGAAGCUGGGGGUGGAUCUGAGUAUUAAGCCUAAGCUAUGUUCUGGCAUGGAGUCGUUUAUUGACCUUGAUGAACCUGAACCCAACAGAGAACUGGAAGCUUUGAAAGAACGCUUUGUAAAGCAUGCAUUUCACACAGCCCAGCCAAAGACGGAACGAACAGUGAGCUUGAAUAUUAUUCGUAAAGAAACGACGAAUGAUGGCAAAGAGGAGUUGAAAGCGGACGUGGUGCCAGUAACGCUGGCCACAGAGAUGGUAGAGGAUGCAGCCCGGACCAAACCAGGUGAGAAGUUGCAGAUGUUGAAGGCUAAGCUGCAGGCAGCUAUGAAGCUUCGCAGGACAGAAGAACGCCAGAAGCGCUAUGCUUUGUUCAAGCUGGAUAACGAGGAGGUGAUGGAGGAGGAAGAGGAGGAGGAGAUGUCCGAUGAAUUGGAGGAAGAGGAAGAAGAGGAGGAAGAAGCCAAUCAGGAGGACCCAGAUGACCUUGGAGAGAUGGAGGAGGAACACGAAGAGCUGGGGGACCCCCGUCUUGAGGCUGAUAAAGAAACGGACAAAGAAUCAGCUGAUGAAGAUGAAGCGGCUCCCGUUGGUUUGCCCUGCAGUGCUGUUUCAAAGCCUUCCUCCACAGAGUCAACAUUGCUCCUGUUUAAAGAUAAUUCUUCAAAAAUAGGAUGUUUUUUGGCAGGUGAAAAAGUUGAGCUGGAAGAAGCCUUGAGCAAGAGAGCAGAGAAGCAAGACGAUGAAGAUUCGUUUUUGCUGCCCACCUUGGCAAAGGAGAACAGCCACAACAGCAGCUUUGAGCUCAUCGGCUCCAUGAUUCCCUCUUACCAGCCCUGUAAUAAGCAAAUGGGACGUGGAGGCAACUUCUUCUCUGCCAUUGGAACGGCUCGCUCUCCUUCUCCGGGCUUCUUCAAAACAAGCUUCAUCAGCUCAGCUUCUAAGAGUUCAGGGAAAACAUCGGAGCCAUCAUUGCCCAUUGAAGAUUCCCAGGAUCUCUACAACGUUACACCCGAGGAGAAAAGCCCAGUUCCAACCGGGGGCAGGUUUCAGUUCUCCCUAGAAGAUGACACGCAGAGUCAGUUGCUUGAUGCAGAUGGGUUUUUGAACGUUGGCCAUCACCGGAACAAAUAUCAGUCCUGCAAGAGUCGUCUGCCUUUGGCCAGCAUGGACGAGAAUGCGAUGGAUGCCAACAUGGGUGAAUUGUUUGAUCUGUAUUCUGGCCAGAACCAACAUUCUCCUAACCCAGGCAGUGGCAAGAAGUCAGACAUGGAGGAAUUGCUCAAUCUUUGCUCUGGAAAGUUUCCAUCUCAGGACUCUCCCCUUCAAGCAUCCUCAGCCACUGCUAAACUGAAAAAGAAGAGGAGGAUGGAAGACCCGGGAGCAAAACCUCUCGCUCUGUUUUCUAGCUCCUUCCCAGCCGAGAGGGAGGUAGAAGAUGAAGAGAAAGAAGAGGAAUUUGGGGAGUUCCAGCUUUUAACAGACGAUCAUCCUUUUGACAGUGAGGAAGAGGAUGAAAAGAGCGAGGAGGAAGAGGAGGAGGAGGAGAACGAUCAGGAGGAAGAAGGGGGUGAUGAGUUAGAAUUUGAUGAAGAAGAAGAACUGAAGCGAAGGGAAGGAAGGAAGAAUAAAUUCCAUUUACAAGAUUUCAUGGAAGAUGAGGCUGAGCUGUCCGGCAGCGAAGGGGGAAGUGAAGAUGAAUAUGAUGGUGAGGAACUCAAUGAGUAUGAAGAAGACCUUCUUGAUGAGGUUCUUCCAGCAGAUGGAGAACUUCAUGAUCAAGUAAACAAAAUCCAUAUGAAGAUGAUGCUCGAUGACGAUAAACGGCAGUUGCGCUUGUAUCAGGAGAGAUACCUUCUCGAUGGGGACCUCCACAACGAUGGUCCUGGGAGGAUGAGGAGGUUCCGAUGGAAGAACUUAGAUGACGUUCCCGAGGGAGACGCUUUUCACAGGGAUGCUGACAGCGGGGAUGAGAAUGAAAAUCACCUAGAAGAGACAGAGGCCAAGUGGAGGAAGGAGCGCUUUGAACGAGAACAGUGGUUCCGAGAACAGUCUACGAAAGGAGAGGUGGAGGUGGAGGUGGACGAGGAUAGCCAGUUCAUGAGACUGGCCAAAAAAGUCACAAACAAGUUGCUACAAAAGAAAGCACCCUCUGCAGUAACUGUUCAGGAAAUUAAAUCACUACCCAGAAAUCCAUUUGAAAGUUUCCAGCCCGGCAGUAAACCACAGCUGAAGAAUGGAUCCUUGUUGAAUCAGCCGCGAGCGGUCUUGCAGAAAUUGGCAGCCAUGUCUGAUCUCAACCCGAAUGCCCCCAGGAAUUCGCGCAACUUUGUCUUCCAGACCCUGUCCCCAGUUAAGAGCGAGGACGUGAGGGAGAAAGCCAAACCCCAGGUCAAAAGAAGAACUCUGCCUGCUGUUGCUCUGCCUUCUCCUAAGCGACUGCGACUUGACAGCACGUCAGUUCAAGAAACCCGAAGUAUAUUCCAGUAUUUGGAGAGGUAAAGAAAAAAAAAAUGCCAGUUUGCAUGGUCUCCUCCAGCCACGUUUCGGAUUUUGCAGAGCUGUAAAAGACAACGCACAAAUCUACAGUCUGCUGGAUGGGCAAUAUCUACAUUGUAGAACAUAUGGCAUUGUUAUUCCUUCCCAAACCUCAGGUAUAAGUUGGGAAACAGGAAAAAAUCAUUUUGUUUGUUCUCUCUUGUUACAGUACUGACUCCAGCACUAAUUGAGCCUUCGGGGUUUUUUUUAAUUGUUUCUUUUUUCUUUAGGACUUUACUCGACCCAAGUCACAUUCUAAGGCAGUGUUUUAUUUUGGGGCCAACUUUGAAGCAUUGCGAUCUCCCUAUCUGGGUCUUAAAAUCAGGGUGGAGGCUGUGUGUGUAUAUGUAUAUAUAACUUUUUCCCCGCUCAGUAUUUUGGAAAGCUCCGGUGUACUUUUAAUCAAGGUUUUAAUUUUUCUAAAUUCAUACCAUAGAACAGGAUAUAUCUGCAAUGUAUAGAUAUAUA
Molecule: messenger RNA, 4359 nt
Organism: Protobothrops mucrosquamatus (brown spotted pit viper)
Lineage: Eukaryota; Metazoa; Chordata; Lepidosauria; Squamata; Viperidae
Gene: CLSPN
Product: claspin
Exons: 26
Coding region: 1-3855 (1284 amino acids)
Biological process (GO): mitotic G2 DNA damage checkpoint signaling; mitotic DNA replication checkpoint signaling; activation of protein kinase activity
Molecular function (GO): anaphase-promoting complex binding
Source: RefSeq, a predicted model, not a curated record